CUCUGGCGCAGAGCGAAAGCGCAUCCUGUGGCCGCCAGCGGAGACGCGGGGCGGGCUGUGGCAAUGUUGUGAUGUGAUCUAAUGCGGGCGGCCGGCUGCACCUACGGGCGGACUUGGCUCUUAAAAGCGGCUGACGACGUCGGCCCCGCUCACCGUUGUGUGUGUGAGUGCAUAUGUGCGCGUGUUUGUCGUCCUGGGAGCGGAGGCGCAGAAGCCCGGAGGCUGAGUGAAGCGGUGACCUUCAGAUGGAAACACCUCAGCGCGUGUAAACAAGCUCUAUCACCACAGUGUAUUCCCAGUCAGCCAUGAUGUCGGUACAAAAACCUCCACUCUCCCGCUCUGGCUCCUCCCCUUCAAAUGUGGGUUUGGCCAACCGAAAUGGCCCCUCCUCCACACCGCCCACCUCCCUCAGUCUUCGUUCAUCGUACAACCAGCUGCUGGGGCGGGAUGUCAUCAAGGAGACCGUGGAGACGGGAAGUUCGGCCACCUUGCCAAAGAGCCGUCAGAGGUACGCAAUGACCAGCGUGAGGAGCGCCAUGGGGAUAAAUGACAACCUGUCCUUUAAAAACCAACCUGUGACCAGAGGGAGGGGCCUCCCAACCAAGUCCUCCUCCAGCUCAGCUCUCUACUCCUCCUCUUCCUCCUCCUCGCUGUUUAACGCCACCAACCCCAAACUGGCUAAGAAUGGGGCCAACAUGCAGAGACGAGCCGAGAGCCAGCAACUGGAACUCAGCCGGGCCAGCACUGAGGGCAAAAUACACAAUGACCUCAUCAAUAACCCAACCUCGGAUUGGCUGGAGUUCGAGAAAGACAACUCGCUGCAGCCUCCAUUCCGUCGGAGGACCAAGAGCUUCUUGGAGUACCACGGGAAGGGCUGGGAUCUAGACCUCAACACAGGAAACAAAGAGGAGAAGGAGGAGAAGAAGCAGCAGCAGUGUUCUCCAGAGAAAGAGCAGGCCAGUCCUGCCAAAGAGAGGGAGAGCCAGAAGGAGGAGAAGCCCAGGACCAAGCAGACCUGUCAGGAGGAGAGGGAAGAGGUGGCACCAGUGGUGGAGGAGGAGGAGGAAGAAGAGGAAGAUGACCCUACACCUGCCACAAGACAACCCCUGUUACCAGUGGUGGUGGAAGCCCCACUUUCCUCCACGUCCUCCUCUUCCUCCGCCAGCCCAGAGUGGAUCCCUGACAACCACAACCUCCUUCAGAACCAAGCUCCAGCACAUGUCAGAGAGGAGCUCUGUGUCCAGGCUCCGGCUGCUAGUCCACGCAGUCCUGCAAAGCCCCCUCGCAGCACCCAGCCCCGCGUGAUUAAGGUGGAGCUGCACCCAAACAAUGAGAACCAGUUCCUACAACAGUACCCACCCUCCUCCCCCAAACAGGCAAGAGCCGCAGAGAGGAACACCCCAACCAGGAGCCGAGCACCAUCCACCCUGCCCGAGCCAGAACUAGAGCCAGAACCAGAACCAGAACCAGAGACUGGACUUCCUAAAGUGGGUUUAAGAAUGGACAUGACUCCAGAUUCUCCAUCAGAGGAUGAAGACUCCAGCUGGACCACCCUGUCCCAGGAGACACCGUCUCCUCAGACUCCACAGGAAACAGAUGUUUGGAGUGAAGGCGACCUGCCACCAGGCUGGCGGGAGAUCUCAGACUCCUCAGAAGUCUAUUUCUGGCACGUCCCUACCGGCACCACACAGUAUCAUCGACCUGUUGCCGCAGGCAACCAGUACACCGAGCUUGACGCUGAGAGUGACCCACAGCAGGAAUCGCAGCGCUCACUCGAGCCGCACGCUGAGCGCCCCAGCAGUCUGAUAUCUGACAGCUCGGUUGAGCCCGUCCCCUCCCCGUCGGGCUCCUGUAUCUCCUCCUCCUCCACCCCCUCGAAUGAUGUCACCUCUUGUGAACCAGAUCUCAGCACCACCACCUGCACAGCCAAUGAGCUGAAAGACUAUCCCGUGUAUCCAGAUCCCAGUCUGAAGGCAUUUGAAGGCGCUACCCUCCGCUAUGCUUCACUGAAACUCAACCCCCCAGCCCAGUUAGAGACAGUCGACCUAAACAAUGCUUUCUCCAAUCCUGAGGAAAUGUCAUUUCCAGUUCGGUCUCUGGGCUGGGUGGAGAUGGCAGAGCAGGACCUGUGUGAGGGGAAAAGCAGUGUGGCCGUCCACCACUGCAUCAGACAGCUGUCCUACUGCAGGAGGGACAUACGAGACUCAGCCGGGGUCUGGGGAGAGGGCAGAGGGAUGCUGCUGGUGCUUCAAGACCGCAUGCUGACCCUUGUUGACCCCGAUGAUCACAGUCUGCUUCACUCUCAGCCAAUCAGCAGCAUCCGCGUGUGGGGCGUCGGGCGAGACCACGACAGAGAAAGGGAUUUUGCCUACGUGGCCAGAGACAAGAACACACGUGUGCUGAAGUGCCACGUGUUCAGAUGUGAUACUCCCGCUGCAGCCAUUGCCACAAGUCUCCACGAAAUCUGCUCCAAGAUUAUGGCUGAAAGGAAAAGUGCCAAGGCUGCAGCUGGCAGCUCCUCCCAGACCAGCUCUGAUGUACCGCUGCAAGGUAUACAACACACACACACUGUUCUUUUGUAG
Messenger RNA from Solea senegalensis (Senegalese sole), 2582 nucleotides. Its product is annotated as amyloid-beta A4 precursor protein-binding family B member 2-like. Bases 306 to 2582 code for a protein of 758 amino acids. NCBI's taxonomy places the organism in Eukaryota, Metazoa, Chordata, Actinopteri, Pleuronectiformes, Soleidae. Gene Ontology annotation, cellular component: cytoplasm; nucleus. Gene Ontology annotation, molecular function: amyloid-beta binding; transcription factor binding. Gene Ontology annotation, biological process: regulation of DNA-templated transcription. The transcript has 12 exons. The record is from RefSeq and is a predicted model, not a curated record.